AUGGACUUGUUCGAUGAAAUACUAAAGCAAGCUAGCAGUAAUACUAAAAGGGCUAAACAUGAGAUUAAAAAAAUUGAUGAAGCUCAUCAAAAGACGCAAAAACGUAUAAAUUCUCAACCAAAUACAGAGCGUCAACAGAAAAAACAUAUAAAUGUCCAAACUAAGUUCAUCAUUCCCAAGAAGAAAACUAAGGAAGAGCCAUCGGUUGACAAAAAUAAAAUAGCAGUGUUUCUGAAACGGAAAGAAGAGGAGAAACAAAGAGCCGUAUUAGAAAAAAAGAAGCAGAAGGAAGAACUGUUGAAAUUAAGGUUGCAAACUUAUGGAGGAAAGGCUAACAAGAAACUUGCCAAACAGUUUGGUAGUACUCCAAUUGAGCUGCAGCAAAAAUAUGGAAAUAAUCGUCAACAUGAAGAACAUCUGUUAAGGCAGCAAAUUCGUGAAGAAGAAGAAGCUAAUCGCCUCAAUACCAAGUUACGUGGAGGUGUUAUGAAGGCUCUAGAAAGAAAGAAAGAGGUUGAGAAAGUAGUUGCGAGAUUUGGCAAGAAUGGUCCAUAUAGAAUGGCAACAAAGAAAAAGAAUAGUUUGAGACACCUAACCAAGGAAGAUUCCCCAGGGCCUUCUUCAUCUGGUAUCUCGAAAAUUAAAAUAAAGAGAACUGAGACAAAAGCAGUGACUAAGCGUCGUCCGAUUUCAGCGGACUUUAAUUUCUCAGUUCUGAUGAAAAAGGCAGAAGCAAUUCAAAGUCGUAAAACAUUUUCAUGUAGUCCUUCACCACUUCCAGCUUCACCUCCACCUUCGGCAAAGGAAACUCCCCAGAUUGGACCACGACCAAAUAUUGGAAAAAAUAAGCUUCUUGAUUACAAAAGCAAGCAACAAAUCCUACAUGGAGAAAACAAAAAAUCUAACUCUAAAAAAAUAUGUGAUUCAAAUCUUGGAAACAAACUCAUUGAUGCCAACCUUACUAGAAAAAACGAAAUUUUGCCUACUAGUUCUGUACCACGACGCUAUCUUCCGGGUGAUAUUAGAUAUCAAGGACCUUCUCCAGCGCAAGCUCGGCCAAGUGUCAAACUGAUUAGCAAUGGGUCAGUUUCAAGCAAGAAUAAUAUACAAGAAAACAGUAGGAAAGAAAUGCAAACAAGAAUACUUGCUGCAACAAAUGUAGGAUAUCGCGAUAAAACUGGUAAUCAACGAGAAAUGGUAUUGAAGAAAGUGCUGUCACGUGAAGAAUCAAUUCCCCACUUCAAAGCUCGUGAACGCAUCCGUUUGGAGGAACGGCGUUGUUUAGAAUUGCGCCGCCAAAGCAAUAGGGAAAGUUUUGAUGAAGAGGAGGAUGAGUAUGAUAGUGAGAUGGAUGAUUUCAUUGAUGACAGCGAAUUCGACGAUCAUUUGAAACGUGGUGAUUUAGAGGAAACGCUUCGGUGCAUUUUUGUUAUCAUCUGGAUGAUAAAUCCACGAUAUGAUAAGAAUCGUUGGAAGUUACGAGAACGAAUGAUUGAUGAUCGUCAUAUGGAAGCUAGCUAUCGUGAUAUUGCUCGUGAGGAAAAACGAAGUUCAAGAAUAGGUCUUAUUGAAGAUAUUCGAGAAGCACAGUGUGGCAAAAGUAUUGCUUUAUGA
Thelazia callipaeda (thelaziosis nematode) is the source of this 1614-nucleotide messenger RNA. NCBI's taxonomy places the organism in Eukaryota, Metazoa, Nematoda, Chromadorea, Rhabditida, Thelaziidae. The record is from the annotation of a GenBank genome assembly.